This is a messenger RNA of Linum tenue, 237 nucleotides long. The record is from the annotation of a GenBank genome assembly. Lineage: Eukaryota; Viridiplantae; Streptophyta; Magnoliopsida; Malpighiales; Linaceae.
AUGCCAAUGCUCGACCAGGUGGAAUCGUCCGUGGUGACCAAGCUAAAGAGGCCCUGCCCUGUCUGGGCCAGGGCGUCACUACGGGUAGGGUUCGCAUUCUCCUGGUUCUUCAUGGCCGUGGCCAUACCAUUCUUCGGAAGCGUGGCAGGCCUCAUGGAAGGGAUUGUGUUGUUGAUAACACUAGCGUACUCGUGCUUCAUGUGGCUCAAGGUCAGGAAGCCAACUCGUGACUCCUGA